UAUCUCUCGGCGGCCUCGUUUCCUUUCGACGUUGCCUUUGGGCCCCCAACCAAUCCCUUCCCGAGCAGCGACCUCACACUCAACGCGCUCGUGCAGCAUGGCGUGCACAUGAUGGACUGCGACCGUGCCUUCCUCUCCCUCAUCGACAACCGCAGUCAGUUCGUAUGUGCUGAGAUGACGCGGGACCAGCCGCUCGUACGUCAGAACCCGCUGCAGCCUCUGUUGUUGGGCAUUUCUAGAAUCGCCCUCGAAUGGGGCGUCUGUCCAUAUACAAUGUCUAUCUUCCACGGCAAGACAGAUGUGGCACUGCCCGAGACGCCUUAUAUCGUCGCCGACAAGUCGUACUUUUGCAUCAAGGACUUUCGCCGAAUCCCUUCAUUCGCGGAACGACCUUACGUUGUCGGUUACCCACACAUGGUGUCUUAUAUCGAAGUACCCCUGCACUCUCUUUCCGGACACAUCAUAGGCAGUUACUGUGUCGUCGACAACAAGUCAAGAGACUUCUUGGCCCCUAAGGCUCUAGACACCAUUCGGGACGUCACUCAGGCCAUCAGUUCAUACUUGAAUACGAAACGAGUCGAAGCAAGCCGAACACGAUCAGAGAGAAUGAUGGAUGGACUCCGCUUCUUUGUCGGGUCGGACAGACAUGUCCCUUCUCUCGGCCAUGGCACUAUUGAAACUGGCGGAGCUCAAGCAGGCCCAUUCGAUCUCAACGUCUUCAGUCAGACCCCACGCAUGGGCUUGAACUCAAGUGCAGAUGAAAGUGUAGAGAACGACCGGCCCAUGGAUGCAAACAGAGACCGAGGCAUACUCGCAGACCUGACUGACGACGUCUCUCGGUGUUCAAUCGGACUUCUCUCUCUUACUUCGGAACCUUCAGCAACGAUUACUCCAGAUGAUACACCAACGCCCCCUGAAACAACAGAUUCUAUCAGUCCAUGGGAGUCAACGCUGUACAAUUUCGAAGAUGAAUCUCUCCAACCAACAAUUCAGGGACCCAAUGCUUCCGAACGAGCUACAUUGGACAUGUCCUAUCAUAUUAACAAACUUUUUACAAAAGCUGCGAAUGUGAUUGGCUAUGCCUUGAACUUGGAUGGGUUAGUCUUUUUUGAUACGAUUUCGACGGACGCUCAGUACGCGGGAAGCCGCUCGUCAUCUUCGUUCACAGUUGAUGGGAUCGUGGAGCCAAUGACACCUGGAGAUAGUCUCUUGGCGAUGCCGCUUUCCGAGUAUCGAUGCGACGAUGGGGCCCUGGAGGAGAUCAUUCGCAAGCCUAGCCAAUCAACGAUACAACGGUUGACGGACAGGUAUCCACAAGGCCAUGUUUUCGCCAUGGACGAAUACGGCGUUCUCGAUUACGAAAGCGAUCAUGACGGAGAUGACCAUCAAGAUCCAAGUGGCGGCUCAGUUGUCGACAGUGAUUGGAAAGACCUUCUCGAGUGUGUGCCCAAAGCCCGAUACGCAGUCUUCCUGCCCCUGUGGCACUACCAAAGAGAAUCAUGCUUUGCCACCUGUCUGGUUUGGGUAUCCGACACUGCCAAGACCUUGAAUUCCAACGAUGUUAACUCGCUGACAGCAUUUGGAAACUCGUUGAUGGUUGAGAUCCUUCGCCUAGAGGCUUCAACGAACACACAAUCCAAAUCAGACUUUGUCUCCUCUAUCAGCCACGAACUGCGGAGUCCACUUCAUGGAAUUUUGGCGACUGUGGAGCUGAUACAAGAAACUACCAACGACCCACAUCUGCUUUCCAUGGUGGAAAUGAUUGAGUCAUGCAGCUCUACUUUACUCGACACUUUCGACCACCUUCUGGAGUUCGCAAGAAUAAACAGCCGUGCGCACAAUGCACAAUCGGCCAAGACCGAUCGUCCCAAAAAUAGCCCUAGCAAUACUCCCCUGGAAAAGGAGGUAGUUGAUCUGGGCACGCUCGUCGAAGACGUCUUAGAAGUGGUUUCACUGGGUCAUUCUUCUGCCAUGCAGAUGGAGUCCGGCCUCAAAAGAGAGCAACAGGAUGCAUCGGCCAGUCGGAUACAAAUCAAUCCGUCCAGGUCGUUAUUUAUCACAACAUAUAUAGAGAAGAACCGUGACUGGAUGAUGUCUGUCGAAACGGGUGCCUGGAAACGAAUCCUCCUGUGCAUCUUCAGUAAUGCUUUCAAAUUCACGGACACAGGAUACAUUGAUGUCAGCUUGAGGAUUUCGAAGAAGGCAAACAAUAGCCCUGAACAUAUCAGCGUCUGUGUCACCGAUACCGGCAUCGGCAUGAGCCAUGAAUUUCUCAAGUACCAUCUCUUCACGCCGUUCAUGCAAGAGAACAACCUAUCUUUGGGUAAUGGGCUAGGUCUUAGCAUUGCCAAAAGUCUUGUUGAAUCGCUUGGAGGCAAAAUUUUCGUUGAGAGCCGCCACCACGAAGGAACUCGUGUGACUUUCAAUAUUCCUUUCGAACAAAUUGUGGAAUCCUCAACCAACCCGAUAAUACACAGCGCCGGCAUCCCGGAGGACAAAUUACAGAAUCUGUCUCUUGGAUUGAUUAGCAUAGCUUUAGGCAAGCCAAAAACUACUGAGCGUACACCUCGCAUCGUAUCCCCGCCAAAGAUGCUUCAGCGAUCUAUUCGGAACAUUUGUGAGGGAAUGCUCGGUAUGAAAAUUGCAAACAUAUCAGAGAAUACAAUGCCACAGACGGACCUGAUCCUGCUCGACACGCAUACCCUCACCACUACGGACGACCUCAAUCUGGAAAAGCUGUUUUCAAAAGACUCAUUACAAACAAUCCUCCCGCCGAUCGUUGUGCUGGGAACACCAGUGAAAGGAUUGUUACAGUUUUUGGGUGUCGAAAAGAUCACAUGUAUCAAUUCGCCAAUUACUGAAAGAAAGGUCAGGACUGCUUUUCUUACAGCUUUGAAUGCGACCAGUGACAAGGAGGCAAUGUCUACAAUUUCGAUCUCGGACACCGCUGGGCAAGGAGCGUGUCACCAGGUCGCACAAAUAUCUGUGACAGAUGUACACCAGGAGGACAACUCGACAGCUGCUCACAGCGAACGUUCUGGCUUACAUUCAGACGAUCGCUUACACCAGGUUGCUCCAGACGUUGAGAAAGAAGCACUAGAGCAGCUCUGUCAACCACAAACGUCGCCCUUACAAGAGGCAACCACAAUCGAACCUGUCUCACGCCCGAACGUCGUGUCUCGUUUUAGGCGUUUUCUUCUUGUCGACGACAACCCUAUCAAUCUCAAAGUUCUGGCUGCAUUUGCCAAACGUAUAGGCCGUCCAUUUUCCACAGCACCUGAUGGUGCAGAAGCAGUACGUUUGUAUCAAAAAGCGGUUUUGGAAGAAGAAGACCCGUUUGAUUGUGUGUUCAUGGAUAUCAGUAUGCCUGUCAUGGAUGGCUUCCAAGCAGUAGCAGCAAUUCGACGGCUCGAAAAACGGCAGCAAGAAGAGCAAGAAAGCCAAGACUCCCACAACGUCGACAGCGACCGGAAAAUUUCGACCACGACUCCACGCUCAUAUAUCCUGGCUUUGACUGGGCUAGGCAGUGAACAAGCACGCAACACCGCGAAAAGUUCUGGCUUUGAUGAGUACCUGUUGAAGCCUGUGAAAUUUAAGGACAUCUUACCACUACUGCGACCGCUU
Messenger RNA from Dothidotthia symphoricarpi CBS 119687, 3624 nucleotides. RefSeq lists its product as uncharacterized. Gene Ontology annotation, biological process: phosphorylation; phosphorelay signal transduction system. The record is from RefSeq and is a predicted model, not a curated record. The annotation marks the transcript as partial. Gene Ontology annotation, molecular function: phosphorelay sensor kinase activity. NCBI's taxonomy places the organism in Eukaryota, Fungi, Ascomycota, Dothideomycetes, Pleosporales, Dothidotthiaceae. The transcript has a single exon.